Messenger RNA from Styela clava, 2773 nucleotides. The record is from RefSeq and is a predicted model, not a curated record. NCBI's taxonomy places the organism in Eukaryota, Metazoa, Chordata, Ascidiacea, Stolidobranchia, Styelidae.
UUACAAUGGUCAGACCAACGACUAACAUAGAGCAGUAGAGUGAGACAAAGAUAUUUUGUGGUAUUGGUGUAUUGGUAAUAUCAAUAUCGAAAGACCAAUUACUGAAAAUGGGACGCAAGUGGAGAAGUUCAAACGAAGCGCCUUAUAUUGUGAAGAAAUUAUAUUUUGAGAAAAUUCUGGAUUUUGGCUUCAAAGCACGGUGGCAAAUCAAGAAAGCUCGUGAAGCAGUUUUUUUCAAUGUUGAAGUCUAUAGGAAUCAAGAACUUGAGAGACAAGAAGACAAACUAGAUGGCGAAUCUCUCACUAUUGUUGGAUGCAGACCGUCGUCCGAGUACAAAGUUGUAGUUUACCCUGUAAAUGCCCAAGGAGUUGUCAAUGGACCAGCAAUAAGCGGAAUAUUUUUGACAGGUACAACGCCAAUAUAUGGUUUGCGAGUGAAUGAAGACAAAAAUGCAAUUUCUUUGUCUUGGGUCGAACCUCAAGAAGACAAUAUUCAAUACAAAAUUCAAAGCUAUAAAAAGGGUUUUUUGUGGGGAUGGAAUCUCAUUGGCUGUGAAGAUACGACACAGCCACACUUUUGGCUCAAAUCACCAACGCCAGGAGUAAAGUAUCGGUUCACAAUCCAGGCAAAAAAUUCUCAUGGCCUAGUUGGAAAGAAAAAAGAAAUUUAUAAGAAAUGUACCGGCAAAUGCACUGUACAUUUUCACAUUGUGAAGAAGGAUCCCAACGAUAUAAUGGUUUUAUACAUGUCAGAUGAGGAAAAACUGGAAAAAUAUCUAAAAACAUGGAUUGAUGAUGGAUACAGCACUAUUCGUCCAGUAUCAAUCCCCAUCAUCAUGUACAGCUCGAGAAAAUACAAGAGUAAGCUACACUGCGAAGCAAGAUCUGUUCCUGUCUACCCAGACAAAGGUCACGAAUUGGAGGAUCAGUUGCUUCUCGAUGACCACCUGGUGGCUUAUAAAUUUGUUGCCAAAGCUUCGGAGAAAGGCGAAUUCGUACUCGAAUUCAAGGUAGAGGAAAAUGGCGACGUCAUCAAGACUGAACCAUUUGUCAUAAGUUCAGCUGGCGCUCAACCUCUUCAUCAGUAUCAUGUUCAAGCUGCCAAUGCAAACUUUGGAGAAAACGGUGGAGAUGUUACAGUUGAGGGAGGAGGGGUUCUCAAUGUUGGUUCUGGACAAAGCCAUAAUUCAGGCAUUUCUACAGAAUCUGUUCAAGGACAUUCAGUUCCUCAAGGAAAUAGACCAAACAAUCGAAUCAGACGUUCGCUUAGAAGAUCCAGCUUUAACUCAAUAACCCGGAAACCUGGAUAUCGACCGUUGUGAUGUUUCGAGCAAGAAACGAGCAAACUUGUAUAAAAACACAUAAGUUUGUUUGUCAAACAAGCUUAAUUCGUGCAUCACCACACACUUAUGUACAGGACUGUGGAAAACGACUCUAGCUUCAAGAAAAUCAAAUUAUGAUAGUGAAUUUUUAUUCAUCUUAUUUGAUUAAUCUCCUAUGCUUUGUUUUCUUUAUUAUCAGAAUUGGGCCUUUUGAGAUGUGUUUUUCUCUAAUUUAUGCAAAUUACUUACCUGAUUUUAUUCUGUGUGUCAAUAUAAAAAUACCGGUACUCCCAAAGUACGUGAACCAAGAUGACGGACACCGGAACUUAGUAAGUGUAGAAGGUUAAGGUUAGGCCAUAAUUUCAGGUACAAAAUACUUGGAAUAAAAUUAUGCCCUAACCCUAACCUGGUACAUAUAUGCCUACUAUGUUCCGAUGUCCGCCAACUUAGUACACAGACUUUGGGAGUACCUACCUAUAUAUACCUACAUAGAUAGUGCUCAUAUUCAUACCCGCACUGUCCUAAGAUUAAAUGUAUAGCUUUAUAUUGUUUGUUUAUGAUUGUUGAUUCAUCAUGCUUAACUUUAAGAUAACAUGUUUAUCAAUUCACUGCUAGUGCUAAUUAACAUUUGCUAUCAGUAAUGGUUCUAACUUUUUUUUUCUUUUCCACCUAUUUUGGAUUUCUUUAUUCCUCCCUCACUAUGCAUAAAAAGUUUGUCGCAGAAUAAAAUUGAUUUAAAAAGUGCAAUAUCUUGUUGUUUUUUAUCGACUUUUAUCUAUGCAUUAUAUAAUUCCUUUUAAUGCUUUUUGUGACAUUGCAUUAUGGUAUUAUUAUUAUUUGUGCAAUAUAAAUUUCUAAUUUCAACUUAUUGGUGCUUGCUCUAGCAUAAUCUAAGUACAGACAGUUAGAUAACUACGAUUCUUUUUGAGUUGUGAUGUGAUUUAGGAGUCUUACUGAACACUAACACAAGUAUAUUUUUGUACAGGGAAGUUUCCUCUUUUUAUUUUUUGUGCCAUUUGUGUUAGAGCGCAUAAUCUUGAAUCACUUAAAAGAGUCAUCUUUAUUUCUGCUUUAGUAUUGUUUCAUCAUGAGCAUAUGGCUCAACUAACACAAGGAUUUAUUUCUUUUUCCACUUUGAACCUCUAUAAUAUCGUCCCUAAAUUAUCGCACCCCCGUUCUAGAAUUGCUGAAAAUAGUAUUUACAUAUGUGUAAAUAGCGAAGCCAUUGUAUUACAUUCAAUAAUUUCAUGUAUCUCAUUUUAACAGUCUUACGAUAAAGGAGAAGAGGGGAGAGUUUUUUCACAAUUCAAUGUAUUAAAGGCCUUGUACUUUUAACCAAACCUCAUGAUUCACCAUUCUCACACUCUCUAAGAACACUUUUUGCAUCCCUGGGGCUGCGCGUGCACCUCAUGCCAAAAACAUUGAUAUAAAGAAAAGAUAGCUAUGAUAUU